GCCAGUUGAGCAGGUUUGGUUGUGCUGGGAGGAGAGAGGUCCGACCCAGGACUCACUGACACCACCGCUAGAUAUACCGGGCGACACUGGUCCCCAAACAGUACCCCCCCCGGCAAAAAAACCCCUUCCCCAAAACCCUCUCCUCAUUUCACCCACACCGACCGGAAUGUGGUACUGUCUCCUGACACCGUGCUAACGGCCCGCCGCAGGAAGUGACGUGCAUGUUUCCGGGACUGAGCUGUGAUGAUAUCGCCCUAAGUAUCUGGGGGACACUGUGCACGUCAGUCACGUGGAUUCAUCCCUCGCUUUAUCAUGUGAUCUAAAACCUGGACGAGCCCAUGGGUUCUCCUUGUGUGUCAGCUGUACUUGUAGGAUUGACCAUUGAGCUGUCCACAUGGGUAGCUGGAAAAUGAGCAGAGUAACUUCAUGAUUACAUGACUCUCGACAUGGAUACUGUCCUGUCAGACUUUGUUCGCUCGACGGGGGCAGAGCCUGGACUAGCACGGGACCUGCUUGAAGGAAAAAACUGGGACAUCACUGCAGCACUCAGUGAUUUCGAACAACUCCGCCAGGUGAAUGCUGGGAAUUUACCUUACUCUUUUAAUGAAGGACGAGGGGUCAAAAUGCAGGAAAAGGAACCAUCAAGAGUUGGGCGGUCUGUACAGCAGCGACAGGAUGACCCAGUACCAGAGAAACGGCUGACUCGGGGAAUUUCUCAUGCCAGCUCCACCAUUGUCUCUCUAGCACGUUCCCACAUGUCGAACAAUGGCAGCAACGAGCAUUCGGUGGAUACUCCUAUCUGCACCUUCCAGCUGCCUGAUCUGACUGUUUAUCGCGAAGAUUUCCGGAACUUCAUUGAGAGAGAUUUAAUUGAACAAUCGAUGCUCGUGGCUCUGGAGCAGGCUGGACGUUUAAAUUGGUGGGCAAAUGUUGAUGCCAGCUGCCAGCGCUUGUUACCCCUAGCAACUACUGGUGAUGGGAACUGUCUCCUUCAUGCUGCUUCAUUAGGGAUGUGGGGAUUCCAUGAUCGGGAUCUGAUGUUAAGGAAAUCUCUGUAUUCCAUGAUGGAGAAAGGAGGGGAGAAAGAAGCUUUGAAAAGGAGGUGGAGGUGGCAACAAACGCAACAGAACAAGGAGUCUGGGCUUGUUUACACCGAGGAGGAGUGGCAAAAGGAAUGGGACGAGUUGAUAAAGCUGGCAUCCAGUGAACCGCGCAUUCAUUACGGAACCAAUGGAAGUGGCUGUGGAGGGUAUGUGUGGGCAGUGGGCAGGAGAGGAGGGUACACAUGGGCAGUGGGCAGGAGAGGAGGGUACACAUGGGCAAUGGGCAGGAGAGGAGGGUACACGUGGGCAGUGGCUCAUGUCUGA
Molecule: messenger RNA, 1367 nt
Organism: Stegostoma tigrinum
Lineage: Eukaryota; Metazoa; Chordata; Chondrichthyes; Orectolobiformes; Stegostomatidae
Product: OTU domain-containing protein 7B-like
Exons: 9
Coding region: 435-1367 (310 amino acids)
Biological process (GO): protein K63-linked deubiquitination; protein deubiquitination involved in ubiquitin-dependent protein catabolic process; protein K11-linked deubiquitination
Cellular component (GO): cytoplasm; nucleus
Molecular function (GO): cysteine-type deubiquitinase activity; K63-linked polyubiquitin modification-dependent protein binding
Source: RefSeq, a predicted model, not a curated record